Messenger RNA from Trichobilharzia regenti, 378 nucleotides. The record is from the annotation of a GenBank genome assembly. Lineage: Eukaryota; Metazoa; Platyhelminthes; Trematoda; Strigeidida; Schistosomatidae.
AUGGCUUUAUGUACAAUAUGCACAACUGAGACUUCAAAGUACAAAUGUCCUGUAUGUAUUUCACCAUACUGCUCACUUGUUUGUUACAAAGCGCACAAACAAAAUGGCUGUGAAAAAAAGGAUUGCACUCAAAAUGUUGUACAAACUGUAGUAGAACCGGAGGACGAUGAUAUGAUCGAUUAUGUUCCGAGGAAAGUACUUAAACGGUUAAAGGAUUCAGACCGUAUCAGAGAAUUGUUAAAAAACCCUCACUUACGAAGCCUGCUCCGUUUUUUAAAUGAAACUGACAAACCAUAUUCUGCAGUGGAAAACGCUAUGCGUGAACCUAUUUUCGUAGAAUUUUCAGAUGAAUGCCUCAAAAUAGUAGAUUAUAGCUGA